GUUUAUUAACAGUAAACACACCGUUUAUUUAUUUCAAAAAAAUUAUCAACCCCUGCUCGUCCUGUAGCCGUUAUCCUCCAUCCCCUCUCUCCUUUUCUGAAUUUCUUCUUGCUUUAAUCUUCCAAUUUUUGAAUCAUCAAGAAAAGCCUUCUGAUUAUUGAAUAUGGAUUCUGAUUGUAUAAAUAGCAUUACCCAGAUAUGGAAAAAUCUACUGGCAGUCAUCGAGGAAGACAAGAAGAAAUCGUCUGUUCCUUCUGACCAGGACCUUCUGAACGCGUGUGUGGCAUUCCGGGCGGCCAACCCUGAUUUGGACUGUCCCCCAUUUGAAGAUUUAGAUGCUGUUUGCCAAUUUUGCAACAAUUGGCUCAAAUGCAAGGAGGACCCAUGUGAAAUUUGGAGACGCCUUAAAGAGUUGGCUCACGUAGAGUUCGAUCCCACUGCGCUCGGAUGUGAUGACGAAAUCCGUAUGGUUCUAUCGUACUUGGCCUUUCACGAUUCUGAUUUCUCCCGACUCGUCCAAGAGCUACGAGCCCACCGUAAACGUCGUCGUUGGCGUCGUGAAGGUUUGGAAUCUGACCCAGAUGAUCAAGCGAGUCCACAUACGGGAAAGAGGCAGAAGUUGGAUCUUGACGUCUUGCCCGGUAGUUUAGAUGGUGUGGGUAUGGCCAAUUAUGAUGUGGAUAGCUCAGGAGAAGAAUGUACCAGCGACGCGGUCUUUAAGUGUCAAAAGUUGGAUCUACAAGCCCUACCUGGUUGUUUAGAUGAUUUGGGUUUUGGCACUGAUGAUAUAGAUAGUUCAGUGGUUGAAAGUGACAAGGAUGAUUCUGUCUUUUACAGGUCUUUGGAUUCAGCUAGGCAGAUGGAGUCUGCAGCGAAUGAGGCUCAAAACCAAAAGAAGUGGAGCGAAGUUGAGUUCUUUUGUCGCAAAGCAUCUGAUUCUUAUAUUGAGUGUGACUUAUCACAUUUAGCAGCGGAUGCGCUUGCUAAGGCUGCACGGUAUGCAUGGAUGUCUUUCUACUUUUUAUUAUGAUAUGUGCGGUUUCCUGUGUCACUGUGUGUGCAUUUGUGCAGUUACAUUCUUUAUAUUGAGAUUUCUACUGGUUGACAUGUGGAAAUUCUUUAUGUUCAUGGAGUAUCUUGGCAAACAGAGCACCUAUGUGUAGUGUACCUAAUUCUACUGGAGAUUCAAGUUUUAGCUUAUUUUGUUCUUGUGCUAUUAUCUAUUAGUUUGAGUAUAAAAUUCAGGUAUCUCCCCGAACAAUAUGCUUAGUGAAACUUGAAAAAAAAAUACUGAAGUUCAAGAUGGCAUGUAUCAUUGAUUGGAUACCUUUAUUUAAGUAUAACUUUGUAAAUUGGUGGCCUCUGUUAUCAUUUUGAAAUAGCUGGUGAUUUAGAAGUUAACUAGGCAGAAAGAGAAAGGAAGGGAGAGAGGAUUAAGAGAGAUUUAUUGGUCUCUGGAGCUCCAACUCUCCCAUAAAUAUUUCUGUCUACUUUUUGAAGUCAUCUGGGUAACUAAUAAACUGCUGUUACAUACACCCUCUUUCCUUGCAGCCCCCCCUUUUUUUGUUCUCCUUUAGAUUCAUAUCUUAUCAUUACUUAUGAAAAGGGAAUUCUUUUGCAGCGCCAUACAAGAUGCCUUGCCUAUAGAAGCAAUUAACCUGUACACAGAUGCUGCUAUAAUUCUAGAGGAUGAGGGAAAGGAAGAUAUGGCUUUUGAUCUAUGCUAUGCAGGUGGAGAUAUCUCUGAGAAGUUGGAAACGUAAGAAAAUUCUUUCUUUACUGAUGAAAAAUGAAUAAUAGGUUUGAUGAAGUGUAAAUUGUGGAAAAAAAACAACUGUAACAUAAAACUCAAGCCAAAUGUUGUGCUCACUUAUACUGCAAGGCAAGUUAAACAAAUCUGGGAUGUUAAAGGUUGAUAGUGUGUGAAUGUGGGUUCUGUUACUAACCUCUCUUCCUGUCACAAUAUACUAAAAAUGACCCCUGUUUGCUAAGUCAUUUACUAUGAACUGAUUGUGUGUCUGCUUGGUCUAAUUUUCUUAUUCUUCUUCUGUUUUUUUUUUUUUUUUUCCUGAUUUCCCACAGGUAUAAAGAUGCGUAUUUUGUCUGGUUCACAGACGAAGGAGAUAAAUAUAAAGCUUUCCUUAACUCACUAUCUUAGAUGCCGCAUAUCUACUCAAUUGCUCUCUUGAUCUUAGAUGGGUUCUCAAUGCUUAGUUCCUUCCCCUUUUUUGAUUGUAAAUUCAAACUCUAGGUUCUGAUGCAUCACGUUCAUUGGUUAUGUUACUAUAUAUACUACUCCUCAGUCCUCAUUUUGAAAAUAUAGUCCAUUUAUAUUGUUUUAGUUCAACAAGGAUAAUAAUAGUGUGUUAAAGCUGAUGCAUCACAUUUCAAUUAUGUACAUAGAUGAUGAACUCUAAUCUUUCAUCUUAGUUGGGGGCAGUUUACAAGUUGAACAUUAACCAUAUUCAAAAUAAACAUUUUGUUGAAAUUCAACGUGGCUAUUUACAGCAAACUCACA
This is a messenger RNA of Oldenlandia corymbosa var. corymbosa, 2518 nucleotides long. Lineage: Eukaryota; Viridiplantae; Streptophyta; Magnoliopsida; Gentianales; Rubiaceae. The record is from the annotation of a GenBank genome assembly.